AUGGUUCGGGAAGAUAAACUUCAAUUAGAAUCAAUGAAAAAGGAAUUAUUGUUACACAUGAAAAAUCAUAUCGUUGGGACAAUAAGUGCAAGAAAAGAAAUCUACAAUGCAAUGAAAGAAUUGUUUGAUAGCAGCAGUGCGGAUUUUUACAAUCUUUCUUCCACUGUGAAACACGUAAGGAUAAUUCGAUUGCUAGUAACAAGCUUGGAAAAAUAUAAACCCCAUCAACAUUUGCAAGAUGCUUUCUCUGUAUGGAAUUCACGUUUAGCCCCUGUAGUAUUCUCACUUUCUGAUCCGGUGGAACAGCGUAAAUACAGUAGACAUGCGAAAUUACUUGCUGCUUGCCUGCUUGAUUCCGAUGAGUACACAAAAGCCAUUAUUUGCUUGGGACACGUCGUGCGGUUACAUGAUGGCGACGUCCAUUCAAAAUUAUUGCUCACAUACUGGUUAUGCCUUCUAGGAUACUGGUCAUUAGCCAAAACUCAGGUGCUUCAUGAAGAAGAAGUAAAACGCAUGUACUCUAUUCACAAAGAAAUCAUUAACGAAGUUAUUAGUGACAUCAUUCAUUUACAUAUGGGAAAAACAAUGAGUCAUCACUCUGGCGAUGCAUUGCCAGUGCAAAACCAUAUUAUUAAAACUAUGCAGUAUUUCGAAUCUAUUCUUACGAAAUCGAAAGCAAAAACCUUCCAACAAUACGAAGCACAAAUUCUUAUUAAACAAGUUUUGAUAGCUGCUAAUCAUUUCCCGUACGCUGACUUAACACUGAUUGGCGAUCCAUUACAAAAUAUGGAUAUUAUAAAGGCUCGUUACGAAACUUUAGUGAAAUGUCGAAGUAGCAUAUAUUAUGGGAAUGAUAUGAAAGAAGAGGAUGCCGCUUGCGCUGCAUUUGCUGGCGUUGAAUUUGAGGAAACAAAAAUUGAUGAGUAUUUGAAAUUAAGUGCAGUCCUGGCAGAGCAUUUCAAAGUGGUACUGCAGCUGUGUUUUAAAUAUGUUGAGUUAGGAAUCCUUCGGGAGAGUGAAAGUGAAGGGUUGAAACUACUGUAUCAGGUUCUGAGAACAACGAAUUUGCAAAGGUGUUUGGCAGUGCUGAACGUUUUAUUUCUGACAUCGAUGCUUGCUCGCGAAUUCAGUGUGAAUGUUCGCCCAGAUCCAUUUCGACCACUUAUUGCUUCUCUGUGGAAUAGAUCGCAAAGCAAUUAUACAGCAGGGCAGAACAAAGAACUAAAUUUAUCGUCUAGAGGUCAAGAAAUAAUAAAUCUCACCGAAGAUGAACCAAACAGCUUACCACAAACAAAUAAAGAAAAUACAACGAAUAAAUUAAUAUUGGACGAGCAUGUUGAAUUUUGCGAUUGCGUAAUAUGCACGCUUUGUGACAUAAAUUCACAGAUGCACAUAGAAGCUAUUUUUUCAAAGAUGUUAUUUUAUCGAUAUUCGUCAAGAAUGUUUCGUAUGCUUUCCGAAAGGAUUUUGAAAUUGCCUCAGGAGACUUCAUUAGAUGUGAUUUCGAUUUAUUCGGCACUUCAAAAAGAAGCAACGGAAAAGGCAAUUGAAGAACGACGAUAUCCACUGGAAGCGUUAGAUCGUUUUCUGCUGGCAGCAAUUCGAUGGCUCCGAAAAGUUGGUGAAGAAGAAAAACCGGAGAUUAUACAGGAUUUGAUAAAGGAAUCGUUGAAAAUAUGCUCAACGGAUCCCGUACACUUUCGUUGGCAAUGGUUGACAAUACGGCAGUUAGCGCGAACGCCACUGAAAAUUCCAAAGUUGGAAUGGAUGCGAUUGCAUGUGAAAGCAGGGUUGCGUUCACCACUGAAAUCUAUUGUCAUUAAUCUUGCUUCAGAACUGAAUACAUUGACACUUUGUUCACCAAGACCACCCUCCAUUUCGAACUUCGAGAAAUAUAAACCGACCUCAAAAACAAAUCACAAGAUUGUCACUAAUGUCAUUCCCAGUUAUGUAAACGCGGAGAUGGAAGAAGCUCGGAAGGAUUUCGAUUCCUUUUCCCAUCUUUUCUAUAGGGAGUGGCGGUUCCAAACAUGUUCUUAUUUGGGACAAGUAUGUGCUUUCCAAUAUAAAGCCGAUUGGAUUGAACCAGGUUGGAGUGCUGCUUAUUACUUUAAUGAAGCAAUGUUUAUGGGUACUCGUCAGUUGGCCCGCAUGAUUUCCAAAAAAUCUGAGAAGAGUCAGAAUUUUUAUUUCGAAAACAUUGAAAAGUUUAAAAAGGCCGUUCAAUGUUUGCCACAUGAUUUAACGGUGGUGCAACUUUUUCUGGAUUCUAGGCGAAUACUUUGGUUAAUCAAAUUAUACAAUGGCAGACCACCAUUAGUCGUACCUGUUUCAUUCGUUCCACAGGAUGACAUGCUUCUGAAACGUUUCUUAACCUUGUUAACAGAAAAUGAUGCAUCAGGAAAUCUUAGUAAAACAUGCACAGAUCCAAAAGAAUAUUGGCAGAUAAGAAGAAGACUGGACAAGAAACUGAAGAUUUUGAUUAGUGAGGUGCAAACAGGAUGGUUUGGAAUUUUUUCCGUUCUGCUUUUACCUUCCGUCAACGUGAAUGAUGCUCGUAUCUCACUUAUCGAUGAAUUAAUGAGCAAUGGGCUUUCAAGAAGCUUUGCAAGUGCCUUAGCCGAGAAUUUGGACUUAUCGACAGCCGGUUGGCAGCAGUUAGCACAACGGUUUUCAAGUUUAGAAAAUUUUGAUGAAAAUGUUGCUACCUAUAUUGCUGAUUGUCGAAGUCGUUGGAUAUCGAAGUUCGGAAAGCAAUCAUUCCGUCGUGACUUCUCAAAAAGUUAUGUCUUACUUUGCGUCUCACCGGAAUUAGCUUCAUUUCCUUUCGAACUUUUGCCAGUAAUGGAGUCGCAUAAGCGUAUUUGCAGAAUAUCAUCAUUCCACAUGUUCGAGGAACUUUUAUGUCUUUCGAAAAAGAUACCAAAAACAGUUGAUGGAAAGAAUUCUUUUUACGUGCUCGAUCCUGGGGGUGAUUUAACCGAUACACAGAAAAGACUCUCGAAAGAAUUGGAAAAAUAUACUUCUUGGAAGGGGACAGUUGGAGCUGCACCAAAACCGGAAGAAUUGCGCAACUCAUUAGAAACCAGUGAUCUAUUCUUUUAUAUGGGCCAUGGGAGUGGUGGUAGAUAUUUUGGAAGAUCAACAGUAUUGCGGAGCAAUAUUCGCGCCGUAUCACUUCUUAUGGGUUGUUCCAGUGUUCGCAUAACUUAUGAGGGCGAAGGAUUCGAUGGAAGGGGUGCAAUUUACGAUUAUAUUAUAGCAAAAUGUCCUUGUGUUGUCGGUUGUCUUUGGAUGGUUACUGAUGGUGAAAUUGAUCGAGUGCUCUUGGCUCUUCUGAAUUUCUGUUUCUCGGAAAUUCAAAAACCAAACGGUGAUAAUAUUAAGCCGAACUCGUCAUAUCGACUACUGAUAGAUGGAAUUGCAUACGCUCGUACAGCAUGCAAGCUGAAAUAUCUGACUGGUGGUGCUGUUGUUGCAUAUGGAUUACCCAUUGUUACCCAUCUGUCGCAUGAUAUGAUAGCAAUGACGGAACAGUCCGAAACAACAGAACUUAUGGACGAGGAUACUGCUUGUUACCGGAAUCGAGGGAAUUAUUAG
Molecule: messenger RNA, 3600 nt
Organism: Cercopithifilaria johnstoni
Lineage: Eukaryota; Metazoa; Nematoda; Chromadorea; Rhabditida; Onchocercidae
Source: the annotation of a GenBank genome assembly